This is a messenger RNA of Mesocricetus auratus (golden hamster), 1339 nucleotides long. RefSeq names its product general transcription factor IIB (gene Gtf2b). Gene Ontology annotation, molecular function: TBP-class protein binding; RNA polymerase II general transcription initiation factor activity. The transcript has 7 exons. Lineage: Eukaryota; Metazoa; Chordata; Mammalia; Rodentia; Cricetidae. The record is from RefSeq and is a predicted model, not a curated record. Bases 131 to 1081 code for a protein of 316 amino acids. Gene Ontology annotation, cellular component: transcription preinitiation complex; nucleus. Gene Ontology annotation, biological process: transcription preinitiation complex assembly; transcription initiation at RNA polymerase II promoter.
UUGGCCGUCCUCCCGACCCGUAGCCGCGCCGAGUGCGCGCGAGCGACUCGCGCAUAAAAGGCCGGCUCGGGGCGUCUCGCCGCCAGAGUCGCUUCCUGCUUUGGUCGGAGCUGUUGGCGGAGCCGCGAAGAUGGCGUCGACCAGCCGUUUGGAUGCUCUCCCAAGAGUCACAUGUCCAAAUCAUCCAGACGCAAUUUUAGUCGAGGACUACAGAGCCGGUGAUAUGAUCUGUCCUGAAUGUGGCCUAGUUGUAGGGGACCGGGUUAUCGAUGUGGGAUCUGAAUGGAGAACUUUCAGCAAUGAUAAAGCAACAAAAGACCCAUCUCGAGUUGGAGAUUCUCAGAAUCCUCUUCUGAGUGAUGGAGAUUUGUCUACUAUGAUUGGCAAGGGUACAGGAGCUGCAAGUUUUGAUGAGUUUGGCAAUUCUAAGUAUCAAAAUCGGAGAACAAUGAGUAGUUCUGAUAGAGCAAUGAUGAAUGCCUUCAAGGAAAUCACGACCAUGGCAGACAGAAUCAACCUCCCUCGAAAUAUAGUUGAUCGAACAAAUAAUUUAUUCAAACAAGUGUAUGAGCAGAAGAGCCUGAAGGGAAGAGCUAAUGAUGCGAUAGCUUCUGCUUGUCUGUAUAUUGCCUGUAGACAAGAAGGCGUUCCGAGGACAUUUAAAGAAAUAUGUGCUGUAUCUCGAAUUUCUAAGAAAGAAAUUGGCCGCUGUUUCAAAUUGAUUUUGAAAGCUUUGGAAACCAGUGUGGAUCUGAUCACAACUGGGGAUUUCAUGUCCAGGUUCUGCUCCAACCUUUGCCUCCCCAAGCAAGUGCAGAUGGCAGCUACGCACAUAGCCCGCAAGGCUGUGGAGCUCGACUUGGUUCCUGGCAGGAGCCCCAUCUCUGUGGCGGCGGCAGCUAUCUACAUGGCUUCCCAGGCAUCCGCUGAGAAGCGGACACAGAAAGAAAUUGGAGAUAUUGCUGGUGUUGCUGAUGUUACAAUCAGACAGUCCUACAGACUGAUCUACCCUCGGGCUCCAGAUCUCUUCCCUUCAGACUUCAAGUUUGACACGCCAGUGGACAAAUUACCCCAGCUCUAAGCUGAGGCAACCAAGUUGCAGUCUCAUGUACAUGGAACUUUAUACAUAGCCUACAUUGUGCUGGUUGAGCCUUUAAUAAGAUGGUACGCAUUCCAGACUAAAUAUUAUUACUUAGCAUUCUGUAUGUAUAUAUUAGUGCAACAUAUUUAAUGAUUUAAAUUUCUUACUGAAUCUGCUUUCUUUUUUAGUGAUUAGGAAACAGUAUUUUGGAAGAUAUUAAAAUAUGUAAUUCUCAAAUAAAACAUUUUUCAAAGCUAA